Molecule: messenger RNA, 758 nt
Organism: Danio rerio (zebrafish)
Lineage: Eukaryota; Metazoa; Chordata; Actinopteri; Cypriniformes; Danionidae
Source: RefSeq, a predicted model, not a curated record
GCCAGCGCUCUGCUAGAACAGUCCAUUAGUGUGUCAGGAUGGGCUCCAGUGCACUGGCUCUCCUUCUCUUGCUGAUCUCCAUCCUUCACGCUGGAUUCACUCGAGGACACAAACCUACAGUGACUGUGACACCAGUCAGUGCUGUAUUCACUGGAGAGACAGUCAAUCUGACGUGUGUGAUUGAGUCUUACAGUGACUGGACAUAUGAGUGGUAUAAAGACUAUAUAAAGUUACAGUCUGAUGGUCAUUACCCUGUAAACAGAGACACUCUCACUAUCAGAGGAGCUGCUGAGUCUGAUCAGGGUCAGUACUGGUGUAGAGGACUCAAAAAUGAAGGAUCAACCGACUAUUCAGAAGUUGUUCAUCUCUCAGUGAAGGCUUCACCCAGAUCUACAGUGACUGUGACACCAGACAGUGCUGUAUUCACUGGAGAGACAGUCAAUCUGACGUGUGUGAUUGAGUCUGAUCACAGUGACUGGACAUAUGAGUGGUAUACAGACAGAAACAGUGUAAAGUUACAGUCUGAUGGUCAUUACACUGUAAACAGAGACACUCUCACUAUCAGAGGAGCUGCUGAGUCUGAUCAGGGUCAGUACUGGUGUAGAGGACAGAGAUCUGAAAGACCAAACUCAUCACAAUCAACCUCUGCUGUUAAUCUCUCAUUGAAGGGUGAGCUGAAUAUUAUUUUCAUGAACUCAUAACAGAAUAACACUGAGUAAUGCACACAACAGUGAAGCAAGACUGAGCAUUAAUGGAAG